Messenger RNA from Lucilia cuprina (Australian sheep blowfly), 578 nucleotides. RefSeq lists its product as uncharacterized. The transcript has 2 exons. The record is from RefSeq and is a predicted model, not a curated record. The coding region runs from base 91 to 441 and encodes 116 amino acids. Lineage: Eukaryota; Metazoa; Arthropoda; Insecta; Diptera; Calliphoridae.
UGAAAACAAUUUUUUUCGGUGACAAACAUAUAUUUAUAUACAAGUUUUGUUCUUAUUAUUAAAAAUUCAAGUUUAUUUUUUUUUAUCCAAAUGACUAAUCAAAACGGCCAAUUGAUUUUGCAAACUUUGCAAAAUUUAGAUGAACCCUCGACAAUUUUGAAAAUUUCGAAAAAGAUAGCCGAUACAGUGGGCGCAGACAUAAAUGAUGUAAAAGAUUCCGUCAAAGCCACUUUAGAUGGCGGUGUGCAAUAUGGAUAUGUGCAACGGCUUAAUCGCAAAUAUUUUGCAGCUCCUCUUGAGCUAGAAGCAUUAGAUGAUUCCGAAGUCAAUAAUGCUCAAGAUAUGAAAGCAUUGCAAGAUCGUUCUGCAAGAAGGCGACGGGGGUCACGUAGAAGUCGACGGCGUGUGGGUAGUCGACGCAGACGUCGAUCUCGCCGUUAAAGUUUUGGCAAAAAUUAGUGUUUUUUAUUUUAUGUAUAUGAAAAUUUAUUGUGUUGAAAUUGUAUUUUGUUUAAUGGAAAAUUUCAUUGUAAAUUAGUUGGAAUUUCAAUAAAGUUUUCGAAGAAGUUUGACAUUAA